AAUAAUGUAUGAAAGAACAUAGAGAAGGGGUUAGUUAAGUUGAGUUCAUACAUUCUUUCAACAAAAAAAAAAAAAAAAAGGUCGAGUUCAUACAUAGAUUCAUUCCUUUCAUUUCGUUACUUGCUGUGAUCCGAACGAAACAAUCAUCAUAAUUUCGUUAUUGCAAUUAUCAAGUAUUAAAUGGCCUUUUUCAUUGUUACUACUCUGUGAAUGGAAGUGGUUGUUGAUACUUGGAUUUUACAAGUAUAUCAGAUAUUUUCUGUGAAUUAAGUGAAGAAAAAAACGCUCAAUGGUAAACCCGAAAGGGUCUAGUCAAUCAAAAAUAUGCUAUCGGCCUAUUCGACCGUCUGAUUUCGACGUUUUAGAGCGUAUUCAUGGUAGAUUAUUUCCCAUCAGGUAUGAAUCUGCCUUUUUCGAAGAUGUGGUAAACAGACGGGAUAUUGUGUCAUGGGGAGCAGUUGAUCUUAGUCGACCGAAUGGCCAAAGUGACGAACUUAUUGGAUUUGUAACAGCGCGGAUUGUUCUUGCAAAAGAAAGUGAGAUAGUGGAUUUGCUUGGAUAUGACUCGGCCAAAUCUGAUCAGACUUUAGUGUAUGUUCUAACACUGGGCGUAGUGGAAGCAUAUAGGAGCCUUGGAAUAGCUUCUUCUUUGAUACGGGAGGUCGUAAAAUAUGCUUCAAGCAUUCCAACGUGCCGAGCGGUUUACUUGCACGUGAUUUCUUUCAAUAUCUCAGCAAUCAAUUUAUACAAGAAAAUGUCUUUCAAGUGUGUUAGAAAGCUGCAGGGAUUUUAUUUUAUCAAUGGCCAACACUAUGACUCAUUUUUAUUCGUGCACUACGUAAAUGGGGGACGGUCUCCUUGCUCGCCAUUACAGCUUCUCUCCGCAUUUGUAAGCUACAUGAAGAGCGGCUUUAAGGCAGUGGCUGCCAAGCUGUGCAAGAACGAAGUUAGGAAGAUCUCAAGGUGGGAAAAGUGCAGAGAAAGCCAUUCUCUUGUCUCACUCUCAACAAUACCCAACAAAAGAAACAUGGCAGUCGAGUCUACUGGUUGUGAGUUUGUGUAAUUUUUUUCAUGUUAGUUUUCUUUUUCCUGUACUAUUCAAUCACACUUAUAAUUCUCACUAGAAAGGUGCCAAAAUUAUACUUACUGUAUGUAACUAUUCUGUCAGAAUAAACUUUGCAAUCCAGAGAUGACACCAAAAAUGUAGGCCACACACAUAUAAUGUAAAAGUAUUUAAACAAAUUAUUUUAGACCCUGAGUUGGCUCCCAUUCUUAUAGAAGAUAAUGCUGACAAUUAAGCGUGUGCAAUAAGAAUUUGUGAUUCUGUUGA
Messenger RNA from Medicago truncatula (barrel medic), 1330 nucleotides. RefSeq names its product histone acetyltransferase MCC1. The coding region runs from base 290 to 1063 and encodes 257 amino acids. NCBI's taxonomy places the organism in Eukaryota, Viridiplantae, Streptophyta, Magnoliopsida, Fabales, Fabaceae. Gene Ontology annotation, molecular function: histone acetyltransferase activity; protein-N-terminal amino-acid acetyltransferase activity. The transcript is spliced from 6 exons. Gene Ontology annotation, cellular component: Golgi membrane. Gene Ontology annotation, biological process: N-terminal peptidyl-methionine acetylation. The record is from RefSeq and is a predicted model, not a curated record.